CUCUCAUCCGGUUUGUAGCAGGCGUAGAGACGAGGACAGAAAAAAACCCCAGCCUACACGACACGGUGCAGACCGCAGAAACGCCGAGCUACAUCACAGGUUGCUGUCCAGGAUGGCGGGGAUGAAGGAGCAGCAGAUCACGGAGGAGAAGCCCCUGCUGCUGGAGCAGAAAGGAGUGGACUCGGACAUGCAGGAUAAAGGAGAGGAGGCAUCGGCGGGGCAACCAUGCCCCAAAAGCCCCGCGCCCUCUAAUGACCCCCCUCCCCCCCGCCGCCCCACUCACCGCUGGCAUGCCUUCGCACGGCACUGGCUCCGCCAGACCCGCCGUCGGACCAGCGGGGUCAUCCCGGAGUGCUGUGAACAGCUGAUGCCACCAGGUGACUGGAAGGAACAUGAUGUCGAGACCCCUUACGGUAUGCUGCAUGUGGUGAUCCGAGGGGCACCCAAAGGAAACAAACCUGCCAUUCUCACCUACCAUGAUGUGGGGCUGAACCACAAACUGUGCUUCAACACUUUCUUCAACAACGAGGACAUGCAGGAGAUCACCAAGCACUUUGUGAUUUGUCAUGUUGAUGCCCCGGGACAGCAGGUUGGAGCUGCGCAGUUCCCACAGGGGUUCCAGUACCCCACCAUGGACCAGCUGGCUGGGAUGCUGCCCACUGUGGUGGAGCACUUUGGGUUUAAGAGCAUCGUUGGGAUCGGAGUUGGAGCUGGAGCUUAUAUUCUGGCAAAGUUUGCUCUGAUCUUCCCUGAUCAGGUGGAGGGUCUGGUUCUGCUCAACAUUGACCCGAAUGGAAAAGGAUGGAUUGACUGGGCUGCCUCCAAGCUGUCAGGGCUGACCAGCAACAUCCCAGAUGUCGUGCUGCCACAUCUUUUCAGCCAGGAGGAACUGGUGGGCAACACAGAACUGGUUCAGAGCUACCGACAACAGAUCAAUAACUCAGUGAACCACUACAACCUGCAGCUCUUCUGGAACCUGUACAACAGCCGGAGGGAUCUGGAGAUGAACCGUGGUGGGACGGCACUUAACGCCAAGACCCUGAAAUGUCCUGUGAUGCUGGUUGUUGGAGACAACGCUCCUGCUGAGGAGGGAGUGGUUGAGUGCAACUCCAAACUGGACCCAACCAACACCACCUUCUUAAAGAUGGCCGACUCUGGUGGACUCCCCCAGCUCACACAGCCCGCCAAGCUGACUGAAGCCUUCAAGUAUUUCCUGCAGGGAAUGGGCUACAUUGCUUAUGUGAAGGAUCGGAGGCUGAGUGGAGGGCCAGUGCCCUCGGCCAGUAUGACCCGCCUGGCCCGCUCCAGGACAGCCUCGCUGACCAGCGCCGGCUCCGGGGAGGGGAACCGCUCCCGCGCCUGCACCAACUCCGACAGCACCGAGGGAGUCGGGGCGGUCACCCAAACCAUGGAGGUGUCGUGCUGAAGAGCCACACAGUGGAGAGAAAGGAGAGGCAGAGGGGAAGGAGAGAGAAAGUAGGAAACAGAAGUGAAAAGAGGGGAGAAAAUUACAUUUAGGGUGAUAAAAGGGUGUAAGCUGAUGGCGCUUUCUGUUUYUGUCUUUUUCCUCUAAAUCCCUUUAAUCUGCCCUUUUCUUUCCUCUGUCGCUGUAAAAUACCAUCAGUAUUGCUACUAACACACCCAACAGACCUUUAAAUAUCCCCCGUGUCUCCCCUUUGCCCCACACCUAAAGACUGAACCGACUGGUUUUGCUCUUGAAGUGUCAUUCUUGUGUUUGCUAAGUGUUCCUCAUUAUUGCCUGCACCCUUUUCAACACCCCCCUCCACAACUCGCAAACACACAAAAAAUAAAACUUAAAGCUGUCUGUAAAACAAAUCUGCACAACGAUAGCUUCUGAAAAGCUGCUGUUAAAUGUGAGCACGAGGGUGAAAAAGUCAGACGUGAAAAAGAAAGCAGAACUUUGAGGGGGUGCCAUAUUUGGGGGGGUGGGGGGUAAACGGAUAAAGUGUCGUGCAUGUGUCUUUUGAAAGUAGUAAAUGUUUAUUGUGGGAAAUUCUGAGUAUCUCUCUCUGCGCUGUUUGUAAGAAUGAUUUUAUUUUUAUUUUUUUCACGUGGAGCGGAGGUGUGUCCAGACUUACAGACAGCAAUACAGAGCCUUGUUGUAAUGAGUCUGUAGCUCUUACACAACAUUUAGUWUUAGUUUGUUUAGAGCAUAAAUAAAACGCAGCAUACUGAUGUGAAAUCAUCAUUUAAAAAGCAACAGAGUGMUGCUGUUUUCUUUCUUUUUAAAACAGAAAACGAAACACGAACUCUGACUUUGAACCACUACACCACCAGGGAGCUUCAUCCGCUUUUAUUAUCGCAAAGACAGAAAGAAAAAYGCUUAAAGUGGUUUUAUUUUUAUUUUGCGCAAAACGACAAUCUGAAUUUGCGUAACGACRUGUGAGCUUAUAGUUGUUGAAUGAAAUGUGGUUGCUGCUUCAGCUUUUUUAAACUCUGCUUGUCCCUUUUUAUUUAUGUUAAAAACGUCUUUGUUUAUUAUAGCAUGUGAAGUUUAUUAUCUUAUAUAACUUUGUUUAAUUUAACACCUUUUAAGGGUGAAAAAGCUUGAAAAUGAAUGGCCUUAUAAGAGGCAACAACUUAGUGUCGGUUGACUAAACAACGUAAAGCAUUUAAAAUCUAAACAAUAAGCAUCUUGAAUGGCUCGUGCUUUUAAUUUAGUGAAGAAACUGCAGCAAGAAAAGGAACUGCAAAGCGCUUCAUUAGCAUGCCUUUAUCUGACAUUUAGCAUGAAAAGUCUCGAGAUGUAAUGACGUAUAUCUGCUAAAAAGUCUGCUUCAGAGUGGGUUGCAUAAGUUUAGUUUUAGCAUGCACUGUUUGUACUAAUCAUUUAUUGCAUUUGUUAAAGUACUUGUUUGUCGAGAGAAAAAUCAAAGCCAAAUGUUCAAACUGAUCUGUCUUGUGGGCAGACUGGUAACUUUCCUAAUGUAAUAUAACAAGGAAUUAGAUUAUUAAAGUCUGCUGUUUGCAUCCAUUUUAGUGUUACGUUGCUGAAUGCAGCUUUAAUGUGUGCAUCCUCACAUUUUAAAGACAAUCUACUGCAUAAAUAUAGUGUAGAAGUAACACAUAUCUGCAUGUGAAUGUGAUUUUUAGGGCAUUCUAGUAGGAGUAGUCUGUAACUAUAGGGCAUUCUUCAUUAGAUCAAGUAGAUGAGAAUUUAGGUCCAACCACUGCUGUCAGUCUGUAGCUCCGCUGCAUGGAGGUGGUUCUGGCCGCAGUCGGCUCUUUGUGGUCUCUAACUUGACAAUCACACUCUGACCCAAACCAAACACGACCGGGAAACCGAGGCAGAACCAAGUCGACUCAAAUGACUUUUUCACUGGACAAAGAACUUCCCUUACAUCACCCAGCCCCCCUGCACAUAUAAACCAAAGCUGCCCACGUGCACACACACGUACACACAGGACCUCCUCAAGAACAACACACACUUUUCCAUACAUAUACAGAAGGAAAAGCUGCUUGGGCUGGAUUUUGUAACAGAACUGUUCUAAAAUGACUGAUUAAAAUACAAUUAGCAGCUGAAGCGUUGAUCUUUAGUCACUGGAUGUUUUGAUGUUCUGUGUUGCCAUGAUCUCACUAAAUCUUACUCUUUUAGUCGUGCGUACACACAUGAAGUGUAGUUUUUGCGCAGGAAAGGCAUGUGCUGUUGUCUGUCGCUGUCUUGGACCACCUCAUUGGAGAUCAAACGUGGCGCCCCUGGUUUUUGUGGUGCAUUAAUGUGCAGUAUUUAUCACAUCACUUCUUCUUGUUUUAAGUAAACUAUAAUAAUAAUAAAAAAAACUUUAGUCCUCUGUAGGAAGCAGACUACCUUCCAAACACUGAGGUGUGCAAUUUCCUGCGGCGGCCUGUCAGGGGCGGGGCUUUUUUGGCGCCAUUUGGGCUCCAAGCUCAGAAUGUAGGGCAAACCCCAGCCACCUUAAAUCUAAAAAAAUUCCCUUAAAAAUUCACAAGGUGCCCCGGCUCUCACAGGCAAACCCAGUGGCACCCUAAAGGGCUAUCAGCUGAAGUCACUUUUUAAGAUGUUGCAGUCAUGCUUCUGAGCACCAGGGGGCGAUAGAGAGCAAACGGGCUGUUAGAACUGAGCCCUUUGUGAUCCGAAAAAGCAGUUUGUCAUAACAAAACAGAGAGAGAUACUGACCUGAAACAUAGUUGAAGGAAUGUUAAAGGAAAAGAAUGUGAAUUUGUUGAAGCAUGAUUGAUUAGUUGUUGUUCGUGUAUUUGAAAAUGUAAAACAAGCUUCGUGUUUUGAAGACGUGGAAGAGGGAGACGAUGAGAUCAGAUCAAACAACUUGCGAUCAAUUUCAUGAGCAUUCACGGUUGCACGUAGCAGCGUUUGUGUACGGUCAUCUUUCAGUGUUUCUGCUCCUCACAAUGCUAUUUUCUGCCAUUUACACUCUGGUUUCCUCCCACACCACUUCUACCCACACUGCCUGGGGGGCUCCUGAAUGUAUCUUGUCCCUUUUUGAAGUGCUGUACAGUAUUGUCAACCCACACCUCAUUCUCACUCUGGUUUGCACUUCUUAUCUUUGCCCCCUCAUUUUUGACAUUUAACCCAGAACAUAAAAUAACAAGCUCCUUCCUUGGCUUUCCUCUCCAAGGUGUUUAACCAGUAAUGAUGAUUUCUGAAGGUCCACAGCUCCUGCAAGCUGACACUGGAUCACCUUGUCCUCCUUGCUCUUGUAGAUACUUUUUAUUUAUAGAGCAGGUUUCCAGUACCAAACACUAAUACCACUGUAAUGUGAGAAAACCUAUUUUUGUUUCUCUUCCCUGAUUUUUUUUAUAGGUAACUGUAGGGUGUAACAUCAUACUGGUAUAAUAAUCUUGAUAAAUGUGUUACUACUACUCUUAUGCUUCUUCUUACUGCCAUUAUGAAUCAUUUGUAUGAAGCAAUAAGUUCUUUAUUUUUCUUGUUUGUUUUAUAUUGUGGGGGUCUUCCCUGUUAGCUUGUUUCUAUUCACGACUGUAGAAAGACUCCCACCUGCUUCAUUGUCAUUCAAAUGUGUAUUGUAAAAUUUAAAUAUAAUAUAUGUAUACUAUAUAAAUACAAAGGUAGAUGUCUCUGUCCAUGUACUGAUCAAGUAACAAGUAAGAAAUAAAGAAUACAUCUCAGAA
Molecule: messenger RNA, 5133 nt
Organism: Austrofundulus limnaeus
Lineage: Eukaryota; Metazoa; Chordata; Actinopteri; Cyprinodontiformes; Rivulidae
Gene: ndrg4
Product: NDRG family member 4
Exons: 18
Coding region: 113-1426 (437 amino acids)
Source: RefSeq, a predicted model, not a curated record